UCCCCUGCAUGCAUAGCCAUCUCAACCAACUCCUCCAACUCUCCUGCCUCAUCUCCUCCUCCUACAACAUCCCCGUCCGCUACGCCACCACUGCCACCCACCUCCGCCAGGUCAAACUCCGUUUCAACUCCCAAACUCACCUCCAAAACCCCCAUAUCCACUUCCACGAAUUCCCCCCCUCCUCCGGACCCGAAUUCCUCCUCCAAAUUCCCUUCACAUCUGCUGCCUUCCUUUGAGGCUUCCAUACAGAUUCGCGACCCCGUGGUGGCGCUCCUGCGGGAGAUCUCCAACACCGCCACGCGGGUCGUUGUAAUCCACGACUUCAACAUGGCUUAUGUGGUUCAGGACGUUGCCACCAUUCCUAAUGCAGAGUCCUAUAUCUUUUGCUCUAUUUCUGGUUUCUUUAUGUCUUUCAUAUCAUUGAAAGAUCAUGAAUCUUUCCAUUCAUUUGAAGAACUGAAAGGGCUAUCAACUAUCCAAGGCGAUCUAACUCCGGAGGUCCUAAAAUUUACCACUCUUCAAGCUGAUUUUCGGUCGCUAGCCGCUGGAACCAUAUUCAACACUCAUGCAGAUCAAUUGAAGGUAUUGUUUGAAUAAUUAUAGUUGAAGUAG
Rhododendron vialii is the source of this 612-nucleotide messenger RNA. RefSeq names its product zeatin O-glucosyltransferase-like. The record is from RefSeq and is a predicted model, not a curated record. The transcript has a single exon. The annotation marks the transcript as partial. NCBI's taxonomy places the organism in Eukaryota, Viridiplantae, Streptophyta, Magnoliopsida, Ericales, Ericaceae.